Molecule: messenger RNA, 936 nt
Organism: Gekko japonicus
Lineage: Eukaryota; Metazoa; Chordata; Lepidosauria; Squamata; Gekkonidae
Product: olfactory receptor 4E2-like
Exons: 1
Coding region: 1-936 (311 amino acids)
Biological process (GO): G protein-coupled receptor signaling pathway
Cellular component (GO): membrane
Molecular function (GO): G protein-coupled receptor activity; olfactory receptor activity
Source: RefSeq, a predicted model, not a curated record
AUGGAAGGCUUGAAUCACACCCGGGUGACCCAUUUUGUGUUCUUGGGUCUGACGAGUAACCACAGGCUCGAGCUGGCCUUAUUUGCCGUCUUCUGUGUCAUGUACCUGCUCAUCUUAGCGGGCAACCUCCUCAUCAUGGUGACGGUGGCUUCCGACCGCUGCCUCCACACCCCCAUGUACUUCUUCCUGGGCAACCUCUCUUUCAUCGACAUCUGCCACUCCUCGGUCACUGCCCCCAAGAUGCUCCUGGACUUCCUGUCGUUCCAGAAGACCAUCUCCUUCAACGGAUGCAUGGCACAGCUUUUCUUCCUCCACCUCUGCGCCUGCGCGGAGAUCUUUCUCCUCACGAUCAUGGCCUAUGACCGCUACAUCGCCAUCUGCCACCCGCUACAAUACAUGUCCCUCAUGAGCCUGAAGGUGUGUACCUGGCUGGUGGGCGCCCUUUGGGUGGGAGCGAUGGUCCACUCUCUGGUGCAGACGGUCCUCACCAUCCAACUCCCUUACUGUGGACCCAAUGUAUUAGACAGCUUUUUCUGUGAUGUACUCCCAGUCAUCAAGUUGGCCUGCACAGACACGUACUUGACAAGGGUUCUUAUUGUGUCCAACAGUGGCAUGAUAUCCCUGGUCUGUUUCUUGGCCUUACUGGUUUCCUAUAUAGUCAUCCUGGUGUCACUAAGAGGGCAGACAGCUGAGGGGCGACGCAAGGCCCUCUCCACCUGUGCGGCCCACCUGCUUGUCGUGGCCUUGUUCCUGGGGCCUUGUAUCUUUAUCUACACCCGCCCUGCUGGCAGCUUCUCGGCGGAUAAAGUGGUUGCCGUUUUCUACACGGUGGUGACUCCCGUGCUCAACCCGGUGAUUUACACCCUGAGGAAUGCCCAAAUGAAGAACUCCAUGAAGAAGCUGAGAGACCAGAAGAUCUUUUUCAUUGGGACAUGA